GCGGGGAGCCAGAGACCGCGGGACGUCCGGCAAACCAGAGCCCACUGCAAGCCCGGAGCAGGUUUUGCGACAGGUCCCACCGAAGAAAGUCAGGAUGGGAAGCUGGAAGGUCCUGGCGUAUCUCUUGCUGCCCGCCUUGGCAGGGAUGCAGCCGGGGGUGCUGGGCAAGGGGUCCCCGGAGCGCUCUCCGCAUCGCCUGCAACACGGAUCCUGCACCUACACCUUCCUGCUGCCCGAGCUGGGGGGCUGCGAUGCCCCGGCGCCUGCCGCCGCCGCUCCCCCGUUCCAAGUGUCCAACUCGCUCCAGAGAGAUGCGCCGCCCUUGGCCGAAGCCCAGUGGCCCGUCCAGCGGCUGCAACAGCUGGAGACCGUCAUGGAGAACAACACCCAGUGGCUGCAGAAGCUGGAGAGUUACAUCCAGGACAAUGUGAGGAUGGAGAUGUCGGAGACCCAUUUCAGUUCUGUCCAAGACCACACGGCAGCCAUGUUGGAAAUUGGGACCAACCUCCUUAACCAAACUGCUGAGCAGACACGGAAGCUUACGGAUGUAGAGAUACAGGUGCUCAACCAAACGUCCCGCCUGGAAAUUCAAGUUUUGGAAAAUUCCCUGUCUACCAACAAGCUUGAGAAACAGCUUCUUCUGCAGACCCACGAAAUCAGCAGACUCCAGGAGAGAAACAGCUUCCUAGAGAAGAAAGUCUUGGCUAUUGAGAACCAACGUGAGGAGGAGCUACAGGGCCUGAGGACUGAGAAGAUAGAAAUGCAGAAGCUUCUUUCUAAGCAGGUGGACCUUGUUGGACAUCUGGAGCAACGCCUGGGUGUUGCCUUGCUGAACAACACAGCCCUCCACAAACAACAAACAUCUUUGGCUGAGACAGUGAAGCAUCUGAUAGGCUUGGUGUCCCAGUGCAAUCAUGUUUCUUUUACCCAGAUGCCAGAUGAGCAGAAGGUCUUCAAGGAUUGUGCAGCUGCAUACAAAGCGGGGUUUUCUACCAGCGGAGUCUACACCCUUCGGCUCCCCAAUACUACAGCCACUGUAAAAGUACUGUGUGACAUGGAGACCAGUGGAGGAGGAUGGACCAUUAUCCAGCACCGGAAAGAUGGUUCUGUGGAUUUCCAACGCACCUGGAAGGAAUAUAAACAGGGUUUUGGCUCCCCGCCUGGAGAAUAUUGGUUGGGUAACCACUUCAUCCACUUGCUCACUGCACAGAACCGCUACUCCCUCCGCAUCAUGCUCCAAGACUGGGAAAACAACGAGGCUUAUUCCGCCUUUGAGCAUUUCCAAGUGGGCUCCGAGGAGCAGAACUAUCGACUUUAUGUGAGGAGAUACAGUGGGACGGCUGGACACACCAGCAGCCUCAGCCUCUCGGGAACUGACUUCAGCACCAAGGACGCUGACAAUGAUCGAUGCGCAUGCAAGUGUGCCCAGAUGGCAGGUGGAGGUUGGUGGUUUGAUGCUUGUGGACCUUCUAACCUGAAUGGCAUCUAUUACCCUCCCAAUCCUGCCACAAUCAGAUACAAUGGCAUGAAGUGGCACUACUGGAAAGGACCCGGACACAGCCUCAAAACAAGCACCAUGAUGAUCCGUCCAGUGGACUUCAGAGAAGAGCAAGGGGGGAUGCUGUGAUCUGUCACAUGACAGAAGGAGAGGAGACCCCCUUCCGAUGGUCUCCUGGCUUACACAAAAUUGGUGGAUGAUUGCAAGUCCUUGCAUGAACUAAAUUUCUUCUAGGUAGAUUUUUUUCUUUAAAAAAUCUGCACGGCACAGAGUCCAUUGUGGAAAUUUCACAGGAGAUCUGGAAGGUGUUGCUUUUUUGUUGCUUUCAUGGCGGGGGGGGGGGGGAACAAUUAAGCCUGAAUCUCUCAACCUUAUCAACUUUGAAAAAUCUGGAUGACUUCAACUCCCAGAAUUCUAAGCUGGCUGAGGAAUUCUGGGAGUUGAAGUCCAUGCAUCUUAAAGUUGUCGAGGAAUACAGGUUGAGAAAUACAGAAUUAGACUGUAAAUGAUCCUACCCUUUGUAUAAUAUUUGUUGCCCAAAGAAAGCAGUGUGGCUUUAGGCUGCUCUGGAAGGGGUCAGAAAUAAGUUUGGUGGCUGAAUGAGAGUUACCAUAUUUUUGGAAUAUAAGAUGCUCCGAAGUAUAAGACGCACCUAGCUUUUGGGGAGGAAA
Molecule: messenger RNA, 2169 nt
Organism: Thamnophis elegans (Western terrestrial garter snake)
Lineage: Eukaryota; Metazoa; Chordata; Lepidosauria; Squamata; Natricidae
Product: angiopoietin-2-like
Exons: 9
Coding region: 95-1627 (510 amino acids)
Biological process (GO): Tie signaling pathway
Molecular function (GO): receptor tyrosine kinase binding
Source: RefSeq, a predicted model, not a curated record